Prorocentrum cordatum is the source of this 1365-nucleotide messenger RNA. NCBI's taxonomy places the organism in Eukaryota, Dinophyceae, Prorocentrales, Prorocentraceae. The record is from the annotation of a GenBank genome assembly.
UGCGCGCAGGCCAGCCACGAGACCGCUCGCGGGCGCAGCGGGGAGGGCAGCAGGCACAGGGCGCCGGAGCCUGCGGCGGGGACGGACGGACGGACGGACGGGCGCUCGCGUGCGCGCCAGGGCGCGGUCCCUCUGUGAACGGAGCGGUGGCGCCGUGGCGCCAAGAUGCUGUGGUGUAUGCUAAAGCACGCAUUCGAGGCGCACAGAAAGAGGAGGUGCGUCCGAGGGGAGGGAGGGAGGAGGGAGAGGCAUCCCUGAAGAGGAGGAGGACAAGAGUAGAUACAGGGUGUAUCAGCGAAGCUGCACUACUACCACCAUCCCGCGCCCCAGGGGGGCACCCUUGGAAGGCCAGCGCUGCAUCUAGCGCCCAAUCUCACUCUCCCCAGGAGCACGCAACAGGGACUCGACCCACGGACGGGGCGCAGAGACUGCAGCCACCACGGCGAGCGAGCAAACACGCGUGCACAUGCGCGCCCGCCGCGCUCCCGCGCGCACGAGCCACCGCGCGGAGGCGCAGGCCAGCGGCGACUGGCCGUGCACAUGUCUACGCGUGCUGCUGGCCUCUGACGAUCGGGAGGGGGCGACACCGCGCACGGGGCCGGGAACGCGGCGCGGAGGCUGCGCGCCGCUGUUUCUGCGCGGCCUCCCCGAGCUCGUCUGCCAGGGGCUCCCCGGGCUCCUCGCCCUCGUAGGGCGCCGCGGGCAGCGGCCCCUCGCGGUCCCACGCGGCCUCGAGCCCCGCCCGCUCGGCGGCGCGCCGCGCGAGGCGCACGCUCUCGGGCGCCAGGGCCCGCGAGUCCAUCCUGGGGGCUUGUACAGAGCGCGGCGUUCGGCGCACGGCCUUUGGAGCGGCGCCGAGCACGGCCCCGAGUCCCGCAAGCUGGCAUUAGCGUGACAGCAGCGCGGCUGCGCGCGGGUGCGCGCGGCUGCGCGCGGGCACCCUACUGGCGACGAACGGAACAACCCAUCCCGCCGGCUGCGCGCGGGUACCCUUCCGAAUUUCUGCGCCGCGGCGUGCCUGUGACAACCGGCGGUCCGCCACGGCGCCUAUACACUUGAGGGGGGGGGGGGGACGACGAACGAUAGCCACUCGCCCGCAGCAGCGCUUCGAACCUUUUGCACGUGCCAGCACGGCACCCACCAGAUACGGCGCCUUGGCCGCCUUGUGGGCAGGUCGCCGCAGUGAACUCGGAGGAGCAGCCGGCAGCGGAACCAGAUCUGAGGCGUGUGGGCCAUCGGGACGCAUCGACCGGGCCUGCUGGCAAACCCCGGGCCCGUCGCCGAGACGGACAGCGCCGAGCAGGCACGGGCGGGGCGAGGCGUGUGCCCGCCCCGCGGCGCCGGGGGGACUCAGCGCUGGCCCGA